ACAUAACGGAGUUACUGAAGAAGAAAGGCAAGAUGUCUUUCAAAGGAUUCAGCUCACUGAAGGAAAGAUUUUUUAACCCAGGAAAGGAAGAGGUGAAGAACACCAUUAGUGACUCGCUGGGGAAUCUGAGAAGGAAAAUCGAUGGCACCAACAUAGAGGAGGAUCCCAUUGAGCUGACAGAAGAGGGGCGGCCCGUGCAGGCGAGCACCCGCAGGCUGGCACCGUGCGACUGCCACUGCUGCGGGCUGCCCAAGCGCUACAUCAUCGCCAUCAUGAGCGGCCUGGGAUUCUGCAUCUCCUUUGGAAUCAGGUGCAACCUGGGUGUUGCCAUUGUGGAAAUGGUGAACAAUAACACUGUUUAUGUUAACGGAAAACCAGAGCUGCAGAAAGCCCAAUUCAAUUGGGAUCCAGAGACAGUGGGACUCAUUCAUGGCUCUUUUUUCUGGGGUUACAUUGUGACGCAAAUCCCAGGAGGGUUCAUCUCAAACAAACUGGCUGCUAACAGGGUAUUUGGAGCAGCUAUCUUUCUAACAUCUACACUGAACAUGUUCAUCCCUUCUGCAGCAAGAGUACAUUAUGGCUGUGUGAUGUUUGUAAGGAUUCUGCAAGGCCUGGUGGAGGGUGUCACCUACCCAGCCUGCCAUGGGAUGUGGAGUAAAUGGGCUCCUCCGCUGGAGAGAAGCAGGUUGGCCACCACAUCAUUCUGUGGGUCUUACGCAGGUGCGGUGGUUGCGAUGCCGCUGGCAGGCGUGCUGGUCCAGUAUAUAGGAUGGUCAUCAGUCUUCUAUAUUUAUGGAAUGUUUGGGAUUGUUUGGUACAUGUUCUGGCUGCUUCAUGCAUAUGAGAGCCCUGCUGCACAUCCAACAAUAACCACUGAAGAAAAGAUCUAUAUAGAAACAAGUAUUGGAGAAGGAGCUGGCCUAGCUAGUGCAAGUAAAUUUAGUACCCCCUGGAAGAGAUUUUUCACCUCAAUGCCAGUUUAUGCAAUCAUAGUGGCAAACUUUUGCAGAAGCUGGACCUUUUAUUUGCUCCUUAUAAGUCAGCCUGCUUACUUCGAAGAAGUCUUUGGAUUUGCAAUAAGCAAGGUUGGCCUUUUGUCAGCUGUUCCUCACAUGGUCAUGACCAUCAUCGUACCCAUUGGAGGGCAGCUAGCUGACUUCUUAAGGAGCAGGAAGAUUUUAACCACUACCACUGUAAGGAAGGUCAUGAAUUGUGGAGGCUUUGGGAUGGAAGCAACCUUGCUUUUGGUUGUUGGUUAUUCUCAUACAAAAGGUGUGGCUAUUUCCUUUCUGGUGUUAGCAGUAGGCUUCAGUGGAUUUGCAAUUUCAGGAUUUAAUGUGAAUCACUUGGACAUAGCCCCCCGUUAUGCCAGCAUUCUGAUGGGGAUCUCCAAUGGUGUGGGGACGCUGUCCGGCAUGGUGUGCCCGCUCAUCGUUGGUGCAAUGACAAAACAUAAGACACGGGAAGAAUGGCAAAAUGUCUUUCUGAUUGCUGCCCUGGUACAUUACAGUGGAGUGAUAUUCUAUGCUAUCUUUGCUUCUGGGGAGAAGCAGGAAUGGGCUGACCCAGAAAACCUCAGUGAAGAGAAAUGUGGCAUAAUUGAUCAGGAUGAACUGGCUGAAGAAACAGAGAUGAACAAUGAAACUUUUGUAAGUCCAAAGAAAACGUAUGGUGCUACCAGUCAGAACAGUGAAGUACAGAGAAGGGAAUGGAGAAAGCAAAAGCAAGCAACUCAAGACAUGGAAGAACAGACUUCUUACCAUUAUGAAAAUGGAAAUUUUCAGGAUUUGUCAUAAGACUUGAAAUUGUACGGUUUGUAUAGCAGCUACUCCCAUCUCCUCUCCUGCCUAAUUGCCC
Molecule: messenger RNA, 1857 nt
Organism: Calypte anna (Anna's hummingbird)
Lineage: Eukaryota; Metazoa; Chordata; Aves; Apodiformes; Trochilidae
Gene: SLC17A8
Product: solute carrier family 17 member 8
Exons: 12
Coding region: 33-1796 (587 amino acids)
Biological process (GO): monoatomic anion transport; neurotransmitter loading into synaptic vesicle; synaptic transmission, glutamatergic
Cellular component (GO): excitatory synapse; synaptic vesicle membrane
Molecular function (GO): neurotransmitter transmembrane transporter activity; L-glutamate transmembrane transporter activity
Source: RefSeq, a predicted model, not a curated record